Triticum dicoccoides is the source of this 348-nucleotide messenger RNA. RefSeq lists its product as uncharacterized. The record is from RefSeq and is a predicted model, not a curated record. The transcript is spliced from 2 exons. NCBI's taxonomy places the organism in Eukaryota, Viridiplantae, Streptophyta, Magnoliopsida, Poales, Poaceae. The coding region runs from base 1 to 348 and encodes 115 amino acids.
AUGAAGGCAAAGAAGUUGAGGGUGGCCGCCAUGGCCGCGCUGUGCGUGCUCCUGCUCCUCGUGGAGCAGCAGCAGGUGGCUGCCAUGUCCGAGUUCUGCCACUGCUACAGAGACUGCUACUCCGAGUGUAGGCACGACGCACCGCGCUGGCUCUGCCUCCCAUCCUGCGUCAACUACUGCAGCUCCAGCCCCGGCACUAGCCAGGCCCCUGUCGGUGACAACGGCGGCGCCAAAUGCAGGAUGGCAUGCAAGCUUAGCCUAAGCGUCUGUGGCUUGACGGCGGAGCCAGACGAUGCAGCCGACGCCGCGAUCUGUGUGCAAAACUGCAAUAGGAAAUGGAGCCACUAG